AUGGAAAGUUUUAUAGACUUGAAUUAACUAGAGCCUAUUCCAUACAAAAAUACGAUUGCCGUAUUGAAUGAAUAUAUGCUUUAGAACAUUGACUUUUUGAACAAAUUCGGACAUUUCAAUGAAAACAAAUUAUUUGAGAUGGAAGUAGUUCUUGAUGAGAUUGAAUCUAAAGUACUUUUAUUGGAAAAGAAACUGGAAUCAGUGCCUCCUGAAUUCUUAAAUGGAUUGGUGGUGCCUCCUCUUCAAUAACAAUAGUAAGUGGCACAACCCCAGUCUGUAUAACAAUAAAAUGAUCAAAAUAAUGCUAUUCCUCCUCCUCCUCCACCACCUCCGCCUCCUCCUUAAAACUAUUAAUAGGCUGUACAAAAUUAAGAAGCCUCUUAUGCUGCUGCUAUUCCAUCACCACCUUAAAUUGAAUAAUAAUAAGGAGCAUAAGCUGAAUAAGUUUAAGAGGAGCAACCCUAAUAAUAAGAGGAAGUUGAAGAUGAAAGAUUAGAUAAAUACAAAAAACUAUUAAGUUAUGGAGUCAAUUCUUAAUAGUUGAAAAUGAAAAUGUAGAUGGAAGGUUUGGACCCAAAUUUAUUAGACAAGUAUUUGACUUGAUAAUGUAUCAAAUUUAAUAUAUAUAUAAUAAAUAUUUAUU
This is a messenger RNA of Paramecium tetraurelia, 643 nucleotides long. RefSeq lists its product as uncharacterized. The transcript is spliced from 4 exons. Gene Ontology annotation, biological process: actin filament polymerization; exocytosis. The record is from RefSeq and is a predicted model, not a curated record. Gene Ontology annotation, cellular component: WASH complex. NCBI's taxonomy places the organism in Eukaryota, Ciliophora, Oligohymenophorea, Peniculida, Parameciidae.